Saccostrea cuccullata (small rock oyster) is the source of this 2366-nucleotide messenger RNA. RefSeq names its product MAP kinase-activated protein kinase 5-like. Gene Ontology annotation, molecular function: calcium/calmodulin-dependent protein kinase activity; calmodulin binding; ATP binding. The record is from RefSeq and is a predicted model, not a curated record. Gene Ontology annotation, biological process: protein phosphorylation. Lineage: Eukaryota; Metazoa; Mollusca; Bivalvia; Ostreida; Ostreidae. The transcript has 12 exons. Bases 91 to 1506 code for a protein of 471 amino acids.
AAAGUGAAAGUAACCAAUUUACUUCCGCUUUCUUGGUGGAUAUGUCAAAAUUUCAAGUUCUGGGAAAUUCCGGGGAAAACAUAGCUAAACAUGUCUGAUUCCAGUGGUAGUUGUGUUAGUUCCCCAAAUAUAAAGACACACUCUAUAACAGAUGACUACAUUGUUUUAUGGAAGGAAAAGCUGGGAACAGGCAUAACUGGUCCAGUCAGGCCAUGUAUCAAGAGGGAUACAAGGGAGAGGUAUGCCCUGAAGUGUAUGAUGGAUGGACCGAAGGCCCACACCGAGGUCAGACUCCACAAACUGUGCAGUGACCAUCCAAACAUUGUAAAGGUACUGGACGUGUACGCAAACGAUGUCCUCUUCCCAGGAGAUCCUCACCCAAAGGCACGGUUGCUUAUGGUGAUGGAAUUCAUGGAGGGAGGGGAGCUGUUUGACAGAAUCAGUAAGGAGAGCAAGUUCACAGAGAGGAAGGCUGCCACAUACCUCAGGGACAUCGCCGAGGCGGUGCACAGGUGUCACAACCUGAAUGUGGCUCACAGGGACCUCAAACCCGAGAACCUCCUCCUGAAAAACAACUCCGAGGAUGCUGAGAUUAAGCUGACAGACUUUGGUUUUGCUAAGGUGGACGACGGAAACCUACAGACUCCUCAUUUCACACCUUAUUAUGUAGCACCUCAGGUUUUAGAGGCUCAGAAAUUUAAAUCCAAACAGAGAAAGGGGGUCAUACAGACCUCUAAACCAUAUACUUAUGACAAGAGCUGUGAUAUGUGGAGUGUGGGGGUUAUUCUGUACAUUAUGCUGUGUGGUUAUCCCCCUUUCUACUCAGAAACUCCCUCUAGAAACAUUACCUCAGAAAUGAAAAGAAAAAUUCUGUCUGGGAAGUAUGAGUUUCCGGAGGAGGACUGGAAGUUUAUUUCUGAUGCUGCCAAGGAUGUUGUCAGGAGGCUGUUACAUGUGGAUCCUAGCUGUAGGAUGAAUAUUUAUGAGCUGAGGGUCCACCCCUGGAUGACAGAGGCCCCCGACACUAUUCUACAGUCCCCCGCGGUCUUCUCCAAUAAGGAAGGCCUAGAGGACAUUAAGUUAGCACAUGCUGAACAGCUCACACAACUGAGAUUACCAGAUAUAACAAUUAAACUGAAAUCAGUCAACGAGUCGCAGAGCACCAUCAUCAGAAAACGCAAGCUCAGACAGAACAGUUUUGAAGAGUGUGACAAACAGACUAAACUGAAGAUAAAAGAAAAUGAUGUAAAACUUAAACCACUAAGAGACAUAAUAGCCUACUGUGUGUUGCCACCAAAAGAUGAAAAAGAUAGCAUGUUGAACAGUCUUAUAUUGAAUGCUGUGAACAGUUCAUGGUGCCAUAACAAACUUCUGUCUAUACUACAGCGGUGGAAUUGGGACGGAGAAAAAUUUCAAACAAAAGUGGAGAAAAUGAAGCUAGCUCAACACCUGAGUGAGUUUGUAAAGUCAGUGACUGAUGUAGCACAGGAGGAUUUCAAUAGCUGAUGUUUAGUUUCUGGUAGACCGCUAUUUAUACUGGAACUCUGUACAACAAGUUGUUAGCAGAAUUCAGACACGGUGCCUCAAGUAGAACAUAAUCAUCAUAACAACACAGAUUGAGUAUUUUAACUUAUUAAGAAAGUGGCUUCUUUUACUACUGACUGGUUCUUUAUUUCAGGGAAUAUAUGUAACAGGGUUUGAAAUGACUGUUUGACUUUUCACAUCUUGCUCUGGAUUGAUAUUGAAGUUUUGACAUUUUUUUUUCAAUUUUAAUUACAUUGUAUGUAACAGUUUACAGUGAUACGUUGGAAAAGAGUAUGAUCUGAAAUCCAUUUUCUCACUUGAUCUAUAUAAGACCAUCAUAGGCAGUGAUUACAGGAUCAAUUUAUAUAUCUUGUGAACUUUGGUUACUGUAAAAGUUGGAUAAAGUACCCCAUGGGAUAUCUUAUUUAUACGUGAUGCAAGAUUUGCAUGGACCUUAUGCAUAUUAAUGCAUUAUUUGGUGCUUAUUUAAAACUGAUAGUAUUAGGACUCAACAUUGACGUAUGUCAGAUUGUCCAUGUCCAAUACAUCAAGUCAUUCUCUAGACAUGCAUGAUAUAUAUGUUGUGUAUAUAAAAACUACUUAGGAAUUCAUUAUACUUCAACAAAUGUUUUCACUGUGAUCAACAUUACAAUCUAAGGCUGCAGUUUUAUUUCAUCAGAUAUUGUUAACAAACAAAAAGACUAGGUAAAUGCAUGAAUUAGUGAUUUUUUUCUUCUGGAUUAAGCAAAUCUUUUUAUGUCAGUUUUAUUUGUUACUUUUUCAUUUUUGAAAAUAAUUUAAGCUCUACAGAUUUCUUUAUAUUUGUAAAGAUAUGAAUAAAU